This is a messenger RNA of Lactuca sativa (garden lettuce), 3143 nucleotides long. Its product is annotated as subtilisin-like protease SBT2.6. The record is from RefSeq and is a predicted model, not a curated record. Gene Ontology annotation, molecular function: serine-type endopeptidase activity. Gene Ontology annotation, biological process: proteolysis. Lineage: Eukaryota; Viridiplantae; Streptophyta; Magnoliopsida; Asterales; Asteraceae.
CCUCUCUGAUUUAUGAAAAAAAAUAAUAAUUUAACAACUCCUCCAUCUUCGCUCUCAUGUCUGCCGCCUUCCCCAAAAGUGUAAAAAACCCUAACCACCUCUUUAUCUCUCUCCCACAUUUUCACUGUAAAUUUACACUACCAUUUGCAAAGUUUCUUGUUCAUCUUUACUUUGAUUUACUUAAUUACUUUAGCUCAUCAUCAUCAUAGAGUAAUGCUAUGCAGCUGUUUUAAUUUUGUAAAAUAAGCUUCAGUUACUUUGGGUUGGUGAAGGUUGAUCGCAUGGGUUCUCAGAUGUAAAUGAAAGCAAGUGUUGCAGAUUUGAUUCAUACUAGUAUGGGAGUAAGUAGAUCGGGGAAGAUGAUGAAAUUGAAGUCCGUGGAGUCCGUUUUUACGAUUAUGAUUUUACUUUCUGUUUCAAUAAUCGGGAAAUCAGAGGUUUAUAUUGUCACCAUAGAAGGCGAACCAGUGAUUAGUUACAAAGGAGGUGUUAAUGGUUUUGAAGCCACUGAAAAACUCGAUGUCACAAGUGAUUUGGUAACAUCAUACUCGAGCCACUUAGAACAAAAACACGAUACAAUCCUUGACACAUUGUUCGAUGAUGGAAACUACAAAAAGCUAUACAGCUACAAGCAUCUCAUAAAUGGCUUCGCAGUUCACGUUUCUGAAGAACAGGCAGAGAUGCUUAGGCGAGCCCCAGGUGUGAAAUCAGUGGAUAAAGAUUGGAAGGUGAGGAAACUGACCACACAUACGCCGGAAUUUUUGGGGCUUCCCACCGGAGUUUGGCCUACCGGAGGUGGAUUUGACAGGGCCGGAGAGGAGAUAGUGAUCGGAUUUGUGGAUUCUGGUAUUUUUCCAUAUCAUCCGAGCUUUGAAAAUCAAAACACAGAACCCUAUGGUCCGAUUCCAAAAUAUCGAGGGAAAUGUGAAGUUGAUCCUGAUACAAAGAAGAGUUUCUGCAAUGGAAAGAUUGUUGGUGCUCAACAUUUUGCAGAAGCUGCCAUGGCUGCUGGUGCUUUUAAUCCUGAAGUUGAUUUUGCUUCUCCUCUUGAUGGUGAUGGACAUGGAAGUCACACUGCUGCAAUUGCUGCCGGAAACAAUGGAAUUCCUGUUCAAGUGCAAGGCUAUGAAUUCGGGAAAGCAAGUGGAAUGGCUCCCCGAGCAAGGAUCGCUGUUUACAAGGCACUCUACCGGAAUUUUGGAGGAUUUGUCGCUGACGUGGUGGCCGCCAUUGAGCAGGCGGUUCACGACGGUGUCGACAUUCUAAACCUCUCAGUCGGGCCCAACAGCCCACCCGCCACCACAAAAACCACCUUUCUAAACCCCUUCGACGCCACACUUCUCUCCGCCGUCAAAGCCGGCGUUUUUGUAGCACAAGCCUCCGGAAACGGAGGCCCCGCAGCCAAAACCAUAGUGUCUUACAGCCCAUGGAUCGCAUCCGUAGCUGCCGCCGUCGACGACCGCCGUUACAAAAACCAUUUAACACUCGGAAACGGAAAAAUCCUCGCCGGAACCGGUUUAUCACCGUCUACCGGCCCAAAUAAGAAGUUUACAAUGGUGGCUGCUAAUGAUGUGUUGUUGGAUUCUUCUGCGAUGAAGUCCAGUGCAUCAGAUUGUCAAAGACCCGAAGUUUUAAACGGAAUUAUGGUGAAAGGGAAUAUUCUGUUAUGUGGGUAUUCUUUUAAUUUCGUUAGUGGGUCCGCAUCCAUUAAAAAAGUUGCAGAAACAGCAAAGAGUCUUGGCGCCAUUGGAUUCGUUCUUGCUGUUGAAAACGUGUCUCCUGGAACAAAGUUCGAUCCUGUUCCUGUUGGCAUUCCCGGGAUUGUGAUCACAGAUGUUAGCAACUCAAUGGAGCUUAUAGACUAUUACAAUGUGUCUACUUUGAGGGAUUGGACUGGAAGAGUGAAGAGUUUUAAGGGAACAGGAAGCAUUGGAAAUGGUAUGGAGGCUAUACUUUAUAAAUCAGCACCAAUGGUGGCAUUGUUCUCUGCUCGUGGCCCAAAUAUAAAAGAUUAUAAAUUUCAAGAUGCAGAUCUUUUGAAACCCGAUAUUUUAGCUCCUGGUUCCUUGAUUUGGGCUUCUUGGUCUCCAAAUGGAACCGAUGAGCCCAAUUACGUAGGAGAAAAGUUUGCUAUGAUCUCGGGAACAAGCAUGGCUGCACCACAUAUAUCUGGAAUAGCAGCAUUGAUAAAGCAAAAACAUCCUGAUUGGAGUCCAGCUGCCAUAAAGUCAGCAUUAAUGACUACAUCAAACACACUAGACCGAGGGUACAGGCCCAUUCUGGCCCAACAAUAUUCCGGGGCAGAAACACUCACAUUUAUCCCCGCAACGCCUUUCGAUUACGGAAGCGGUCAUGUCAAUCCCCGGGCCGCCCUAGACCCUGGCCUCAUAUUUGAUGCAGGUUACGAAGACUAUCUUGGAUUUUUAUGCACGACUCCUGGGAUCGACUCACACGAGAUUCUAAACUACACGCAUCAACCGUGCAACUACACGCUCGGGCAUCCGUACAAUCUGAAUUCGCCAUCUGUCGCGAUUUCCCACCUUGUUGGAACUCAAACUGUCACUCGAACAGCCACAAAUGUCAAUGAAGAAGAAACCUACACCAUCACUUCAAAAAUGGGACCCGCGAUAGCCAUUGAAACUAGCCCGCCGGCUAUGACCAUAGGACCGGGUGCAUCGCAAAAGUUCACGGUUACUCUGACCGUCCGGUCAGCUAGUGGGGCCUACAGUUUUGGGGAGGUUUUGUUGAAAGGAGACAGAGGGCAUAAGGUCAGGCUGCCCGUGGUUGCCAUGGGUUAUGAUCGUUAAUUUGGGUGGGGUGGGGUGGGUAUUUAGUAUUUACUAUGAUAUUAUUAUAUUCUUUAUAAAAAGUUGGAAAAUAAUUAAGAGGUGUAAAGAGAAAGUAGUAUAAAAUAGAGGAUGCUUGCUUGGUUUCUUCUGUUGCUAUUAAGUUUUGCUGCUGUGGAGGUUGUAACGUAUGCUUCUUUGUAUGUACGUUGGUGGAAUAUAUGCUUUGGUGAAGUGGGGAGGCAUUGGUUCAUUGAUGGAAUGCAUAUGUAUUUGUGUUCCUCUAUAAGUUUUGUGUAUGUAAAAAAGGAAUUUUUGAGUUUAAACAAGUAGCCAUUUUUGGCAUGUUAAGCUAAA